CAAUGGUGGUCUUGGCAAUUAUCAUCGGGGUAUUGCUUCCAUCAAAUCUUCUUUUCUUUCCCAAAAUUCCCAUACUUCUCCUUCUCCGUCGAUAUUACAACAUACACGUAUGUACCAUCCAAUCGAUUAUGGUGCAGAUCCAACAGGAAAAUCAGACAGUACUGAUGCACUCAAUCAAGCAAUUUGGGAUGCCUUCCAGUCAACAGUUAAUGGUCAGUUGAUGGAGGGUAUAACUAAUCUUGGAGGUUCUGAGCUUUUCCUUGAUGGUGGAACAUACAAGAUUAGUCGUCCAUUGCGUCUACCUGAGUUUGGUGGUGGGAAUUUUAUGAUUCAUGGAGGAACACUAAUUGCAUCAAAAGAUUUUCCUACUGAUCGACAUAUGAUUGAAUUAUGGGCAUCAUCAACUUCAAUAUUAUAUGAAGACAUUACACUUAGGGAUCUUAUGGUGAAUUGCAAUUUGAGAGGUGGAGGCAUUGCCAUAAUUAAUUCAUUAAGGACUUUCGUGGAUAAUUGUUAUGUUUCACAUUUUACUACUAAUGCCAUUUUUAUCCAAGGAGGCCAUGAAUCCUACGUUAAAAACUCCUUCAUCGGCCAGCACAUCAAUGCAGGGGGCGACCACCGUGAAAAACAUUUCUCUGGCAUCGGAAUUAACAUUGCUAGCAAUGACAAUGUGAUCACCGAUGUUGUGAUUUUUUCAGCAGCUAUCGGAAUUUUGGUAACAGGUCAAGCAAAUAUACUUACAGGGGUGCACUGUUAUAAUAAGGCUACAGGAUGGGGAGGCACGGGGAUUUAUGUUGCAGCACCAGGUUUUACCCAAAAUCGAAUUGUCAAUUGUUAUUUUGACUUCACUGGAAUUGUGGUGGAGGAUCCGGUGCAACUUCACAUAACUGGCUCUUUCUUUCUUGGCAAUGCAUUCAUUUUGAUCAAAUCAAUAAAGGGAGUUAUUAGCGGAGUCAACAUCGUUGAUAACAUGUUUUCAGGCGAUUAUACUGGAAUCGAAAUAAUUCAGUUGGAUCAAUCAAAUCAAUCCUUCACUAGAAUUGAUCAAGUGGUUAUUGAUAGAAAUAAUGUAAGAGGAAUGGUGCUUAAAUCAACUAUUGCUAAGGGAUCAGUAUGGAGUAACGGAACCACUUGGACCAUUGAUUUUUCUAGAGUGCUAUUAUUUUCAAACUUAAUCAAGAAUGUGCAUUAUACACUUCAUUCAACUUCUAAAUUUCCUAAUCACAUUCUACGUAAUAUAUCAAAUAAUUGUGUAACUGUCGAGUCUGAUAUGCCUAUAUCAGCUACCUUACACGUAUACGUUGACCAGACAAUGGUUGAAUACAUAUAA
This is a messenger RNA of Carica papaya (papaya), 1330 nucleotides long. RefSeq names its product polygalacturonase QRT3-like. Gene Ontology annotation, molecular function: polygalacturonase activity. The record is from RefSeq and is a predicted model, not a curated record. NCBI's taxonomy places the organism in Eukaryota, Viridiplantae, Streptophyta, Magnoliopsida, Brassicales, Caricaceae.